AUGCCGCACUACUAUGGCUUGAUCAUUUACUUUGAUGGGGCUUCGAAAAGCAAUCCACAUGGUCCCGCUGGGAGUGGUUGGACGUUGUAUGAGAUGGACCCAGACGGCGACACUGACGGUGAAAGGCUUGCCCAGGGCCAAGAUUACCUUGGCUACAAUAUCUCUAACAAUCAAGCCGAAUACCAUGGUUUGGAAGGAGCUCUCAAAUUCAUGAACAAGAAUGACAUUAGUUGCCAAUAUCUACACAUUCGCGGCGACUCGCAGAUUGUGAUUAAUCAGCUGCAUGGGAAAUAUCAAGUUCGAAGCAAAAACAUCAUCGGCUAUUACAACGCUGUCAUGAAGGAGCUUGCGUCUAUUCAAUGCGGCGCUGCAGAAUAUACCCAUAUUAAUCGCGCUGAAAAUCGAGAAGCCGACGCCAUGGCAAACAACUCGAUUAGGCGCAAACGCUCCAAGUCUGUCUGGGGAUAA
Molecule: messenger RNA, 468 nt
Organism: Cylindrotheca closterium
Lineage: Eukaryota; Bacillariophyta; Bacillariophyceae; Bacillariales; Bacillariaceae
Source: the annotation of a GenBank genome assembly